AAAUUUAGUUCUGAAUCAAGCACUGUAAAAUUAUCACUAUGCAGCCUUUCACUUUCCUGAUGGCCAUCUUGGCGGUUUCCCUACUCCUGCUGUUCAGCACUCCGGAAACUGAGGGUACUUUCAUCUUUGUCGCCUGCUUGUUGCGGUCACCAAUGUGCCCAUGGAUUACAACCGCGACCACCAAGAAGAGUGAUAGUGCAAGUGCUGGUGGAAGUUCUGGUGGAAGUUCUGGUGGAAGUUCUGGUGGAAGUUCUGGUGGAACUGAUGGUGGUGGAAAGUAAUGAAAAUUGAAGGAAAUUAAAACCAUUUUAAUUGCAUCAGA
This is a messenger RNA of Drosophila mauritiana, 322 nucleotides long. RefSeq lists its product as uncharacterized. The record is from RefSeq and is a predicted model, not a curated record. The transcript has a single exon. NCBI's taxonomy places the organism in Eukaryota, Metazoa, Arthropoda, Insecta, Diptera, Drosophilidae. The coding region runs from base 39 to 281 and encodes 80 amino acids.